ACCGGCGAUUUCGCCGUCUAUUUUUACAAUGGCGCCGGUUACUUUACUUUUAAAAAUUAGUAUGAUCAUGUAAAGAAAAAUCAGUAAUGCAGUAGAGGCCUUUGGUUACCUCGUUUGUUUUAUUAAACGUUGUGAAUGCAAUAUCGUAAGCAUAAAAUUUUGAUGCUUUUCUUAUUAGAUUAUGAUCCCUUCUUUAAAACGCGCUGAUGAUUCCGGAAUCACAAUCGGACUGGUUCAAGUUUUACUAAGCGUUUUUCUUUUCCGGUUUUGUAUGAGGCAUAGGAAGCCAAGUAAAAUAUAAACAAAUUGAUGGACCGAUUGUUUUAAAGAUUAAUAAUGGCAUGGAAUUUUCCCGUUUCCAAAAUUGGAUGACGAAUUAAUAUUUGUCUUUUAUAUUAUAUUUCUUUGAAAUAAGGCUGAUCUUUUUUAUUCUUUAACACAAAUGAGGGACAUUUAUACCUCCCUGCACAGAUCAUUUAUUGUCUUUAAUUUUAUUUAUUCAUAAUGUCACACACACUGAAAACUCUCGAUCGUUUUUAUUCAAUUUGAUAUUAAAAUGACAAUCUGAUUUCUUCCUCAAACCGAACAUGUUGAGAUGGCGCACGGGAACGUCGGCCAUUCCAGACCUACAUGUAAUAUGCCACACAUACAUGUAAAGAAUUAAUGAUGAACGGAAGUACAAAAUGAAGUCUGAUUCAUUACUGAUAAGUCAGUCUGCUCAGGAAUUUGAAGCAAAUAUUCUAAGACAUGUAUUUGACGAUAAAGAAGAAAGCUUUUUAGCCAAUGUAAAUGACUUCGAGGAGGGAAGAUACUUUAUAAAGACAGAGUUUCAUAAGAAGUUUGUGGAGGCAAUAGAGGAUAACAGAGCAAAAAAGACUACCUUGAUCUAUUUGACUGGAAUUGAAGGUUUGGGGAAGACAUCAUCAGCGAUUUACUAUAUUUUAAAGUGUCGAGAAAAUGAUGACCUCUCUGUUCAUUAUGUUGAUGUAAACGAAAUUGAAAAGCGAGAUGAAGAUUUGGAAUUUUUCAUCGCUCAUUCAAAAAAGUUCAAAGAUAAUGACUGUAUUAUUGUUGAUCAUUUAACUCUCUAUAAUACACAUUAUCUAAACAAGAUGAAGAAGAUUGUGGAACGACAAGUUAAAAGACCAAAGUUUAUUCUCAUUGAAACAGGCUUCACUGCAAGUGCACAUAAAUUUACAGAAUUUGGAAGAAAAUUUCAGCUUGAUGAGGACUCCUUUGUAGAUAUUUGGAAGGGGUCAUUGGAGUACUUGAUUGCAAAAAAAGACAGGGAGGAUGAGAGUUAUGAUCAUAGACUUAGUCUAAAGGAAAAAGGAAAGGAAGUGUAUAAUGAGUUCUCAAAAGAAUACAUAAUGACGCCCAGAUUAUUGAACAGUGUUUUGGAGGAUAUGUACACGAGAACAGAUGGAACAGUGGAUGAUGCUUUUGCACAGUUCACAAAAGAAAAACAACACAAAAUCGCAAAUUGUAAAAGUUGUGAAAGUCCUGAGUAUUCCAGGUUUCAACUUCACACUGCUGUUCUGCUCAAUUUCAUUCCAAACAAAAGGGAAAUUAUCAUGAAAUGGGAAGAGGCACAGGAAUUUAGUAUAGGGAUCAACAUAUUUGAAGUUCAGUACUACAGAGUCCAAGCUGAGGAUCUACAAAGUAACCUUGAGUAUGCAAGGAUGGAUUUGGAUGUUGGUGAUCGUUGUGUAAAAAUUCGACAUUUAAUUCCAAACUUGGCAAACUGUUGGCGACGAAGGUUUCCGUAUCAUUUGGAAGAGAUGAUUCACAAUGCAAAAAUUAGUUCUGAUAAAAUGUUGCAAAUUAUGUUUCAGAAUGGUGGAGCUAGAAAGGAGUUUGAAAAAUUGUUUGUUGAGUCUCAAAAAAAGCAAGGAGUACUUCUGCCGGAAAGGGGUGGUAAUACAUUGUAUCAGCCAUCACAGACAAAACAAGAAGUGUCGCAAUCAUCUUGGAAAAUGAAAUAUAUUCCUGCUAAAAACUUCGUUGAAUGUUACACAAAAGACCUGUCUUUGCACUAUCAAGAUGUACCGAACAAUCUGAAAGGUCAUGAAAGAAAUGUUGCCUUAUUUUCUCUUUUUAUUAAACACUAUGCAAAGUCAUAUGAUAGAUUUUUGGUAUAUUCAAAAAUACCAAAUUUUAUGGGAAUAGAUUACUUUGUCUAUUAUACUGACUCUGAUGAAAAGGAAGGGUGUUCGUCACCUAAAAGGGUCAAAGUUGAGGAAAAAACAUUGUAUCUUGUUCAAGUGGCAACUGGUGCUAUGCAUCGAGGUGAUACAAUUGGUCAAGCUUUAAAUGUGGUGAAACAAAUUUUUGUGAAUGAAAAUGUUGCAGUUCAUGUUGUUGUUGUUGUUGCAAGUAAGAACCAAGAAUCCUUUACAUUGACAAAGUGUGCAUUUCAAAAGAUUUCUGUGCUGGACUUAGGUGAAACUGAAGAACUCCUUUUACAGCAAAACAGCCUCCUGCAUCAAUUUUAUUUGGAACUUGUCAGGUCAUCAGAGGCAGAACAUGUCUAAAAAUAGCUCAUUAGCUGAUGAUAAUAAUUUUUGGGAGGGAAUUCAGAAGUUCGAAAAUAGAGUCCAUCGUAUUCCACCAACUUGGUUUGCUUUUUUUGUCAUCUUUUAUCAACAAUUGAACACAAUACAAGACUCUUCCUUCUGAUCAGAUAUCUUCUGAACAGUUUGUGAUUUUGUCUUUCAUACGACAGGUUUCCUGAAUAUCUUUUUGAUGUUUAAAAUUUAUCAAGAUGAGAUGCACUGAUGUAGCUGUUCAAGAGUGUCUGAAUGGGAAAUUUUUUACUUUUUAAGGUGGUAUGGGACACUUCCAUAUAUUAUUAGUAUACCUGUUAGUGUCAAUAUACAUAGUAUGCAAUUUUACGUAAUGUAUUGCAUGAGUUGUUGUACUUGCAAUGUUUUAUACGUCUCUAUGUUGUUUCCAGCUCGUUCCCGUUUGAAUUAAUUAAGGAGAUAGACGAUUAUCAUCAUCUCAAGCCACUGUCCUGAGUACAAUUUUAAAACCAAAAUUAAACAAUGUAUACAUCUAAUAUUUCAUAUUUUUGUAUUUCAAAACUGUCAUGAAUUCCUUUGCAUAGGAAAAUACAAAAACUAUUGAAAUUUUUAAACCUUCA
Magallana angulata is the source of this 3145-nucleotide messenger RNA. RefSeq lists its product as uncharacterized. The record is from RefSeq and is a predicted model, not a curated record. The coding region runs from base 684 to 2534 and encodes 616 amino acids. The transcript has 2 exons. Lineage: Eukaryota; Metazoa; Mollusca; Bivalvia; Ostreida; Ostreidae.